This is a messenger RNA of Darwinula stevensoni, 1500 nucleotides long. The record is from the annotation of a GenBank genome assembly. Lineage: Eukaryota; Metazoa; Arthropoda; Ostracoda; Podocopida; Darwinulidae.
UUAGGCGACGAUGGCACCAUCCAUUCCGAAUAUUGUCAGGUUCCCCUAUGCGACGAUAUGGGAAAACUAGAAUGCAAAUUGACGCAGAAGGGAGGGGAAUAUGUGGGAGUGAAGAACAGGAGCAUUUCCCGUUUUCCGUGCCUUCCGUGGUUGGAAUCGACACACUUCUUGAAGGAUCGGAUCUAUAAUGAUAGGCCCCCCCCUUUUCCGGAUCUCCUCAGUGACACUCACAACUACUGUCGCAACCCCAAUGCAAAGCCAGGUGGUCCCUGGUGCUAUAUUCAGGAUUCUGGAGAGUCCGGCAUAGAAUGGGAAUAUUGUGAUGUGCCUUUUUGUGCAUUGGAAUAUCCAAAUAUUGCAUGUGACUCACGGAACCAGUGCGAAUCAGUAUUCAAGAAAGCCUUGGAAAGUAUCCUGCUCUCCCACAUCUCUGCUGAAGACCGCUUCAAAGAAAAGUUUCGGGAUUUGGAUACCAUGAAUUCCUGGACGAAUGAGGAAGCAAACUAUUGCCGGAAUCCAGGGUUUCGAAAACGACCGUGGUGCUUUGUCUCGGAUGAUCUGAAAUGGGAAUACUGCCACAUCCCGUUCUGUCCUAAUCGUAAAGAGCCAGUGAACUGCAAGCUGACGGGUCAUGGAAUGGAGUAUGCGGGUAAAACCAACAUGACGAAGAAUGGGAAGAAGUGUCAACCCUGGCUGAGCCAGACUCCUAACAAGCAUUCCAUGAUCUUUUCUUUGUCCUAUUUCCCUGAUGAUGGCAUGGACAGUCGUCACAACUAUUGUCGUAAUCCAGACAUGGAUGGCAGUGGGCCCUGGUGUUACACCGAGGAGGACAUUGGUCGCCAGAAUUGUGACAUUCCUUUUUGUUGGGAAAUGUAUCAGAGAUCUGCUGUGAAAGGUUCAGUGGUGGAGGGAUAUCCAGAAUGCCGACAGACUGAAAAUGGGAAGGAAUACAUAGGGACGAUGAGAAAGACGGUGACCGGAAGGACUUGUGUCCGUUGGGAUUCCACACUCGACGAAGUGAAGCUCAAUGCAGACACGGGCAAUACUAAUGAUUUUGAAAUGGAACGUCCCUUUAUUCACCAGAACUUUUGCAGAAAUCCGACAUUGCAGGAGCGACCCUGGUGCUUUGUCGCUGACUCAAAUAUCACAUGGGAAUUCUGUGACAUCCCCCUCUGUCCCAACUAUCCCAAACGAUUUCGUAAAUACCACUAUGGGUUUUCUUCGUUAGACAAGAUGGAAUGCAAGUGGACAGUCCAAGGAUCGGAAUACGCAGGAGAGACAAACGUGUCCGCGUUUGAGGAACCGUGUCUACCUUGGAAUGCAUUCGGUUUGCAAGAGAUGUUCAAACUGAGAGUGUCCCUGAACGUCACAGGAGAGAGUCACAACUAUUGCCGCAAUUUUGACACUUCGCCCUUGGGGCCAUCCUGCAUUGUAGAUCGAGUCGAGCCCAAACUAAGCUUGUGUGCCAUCCCGUUCUGUCCCGUCCCCAACAUCAACUGA